This is a messenger RNA of Diospyros lotus (date-plum), 1105 nucleotides long. RefSeq lists its product as uncharacterized. Gene Ontology annotation, cellular component: nucleus. The transcript is spliced from 7 exons. Bases 487 to 828 code for a protein of 113 amino acids. Gene Ontology annotation, biological process: regulation of DNA-templated transcription. The record is from RefSeq and is a predicted model, not a curated record. Lineage: Eukaryota; Viridiplantae; Streptophyta; Magnoliopsida; Ericales; Ebenaceae. Gene Ontology annotation, molecular function: transcription coactivator activity.
UCAGCUCCCCCAAACCCUAGCCGCUCUGUCACCCUGCCUCAUCUCUCUCUCUUUAUCUCUCACCGCCGGCGUCAAUAUCAACGCCGGCAACCACUUCCUCGCCGUGAACCACCGGUAACGCCACUUCCACCAGCGAUAGCCACAGCCGCCGCCUCUCCGUCAUCUCUUCCUCUCUCCCUCCGUUUGCGGCGUCGACAUCGGCACCGACCACCACCUGUCCGUCUGUCACCCGCCUCCUCUGCAUUUUUGGGCCACUGCCGUUCCACCAUAUCCGAUUCCCCCAUCAGUUCUUCACGCCGCACAGUCGUUGGUCCGACCAUUGGACUUGGCGGCGAAGGACAGUUGAGAGGACUUAGAGGCAGUUGAAAGGGUGUUUGCUACUGGUAUAGCUAGUCAUUCGGUGAGGAUCUUUGUAAUCUCGUCUUCAGUUCGCUGUUGGAUAGGCACACUCUGCGGGGGCACACACACUGAUUCCUCUGUUUGUAUAUGGAAAAGGAAGCCAAGAAGGAAGCUUUCAGGAAGUACCUGGAGUCUAGUGGAGUUCUUGAUGUUCUGACAAAAGGUCUUGUUGCGCUGUAUGAGCAGAAUGAUAAACCUUCUUCAGCUAUAGAGUUCAUUCAGCAAAAGUUGGGCGGUCCAACUAUAUCAGAGUAUGAAAAGCUGCAAGCUGAAAUAUCGGAUUUACAAAUAAAGUAUGAUGAGCUUUUGGCAGCACACCAGGAGAAGUGCAGGGAACUUGAGGAAUUGAAAAAAUCGCACACAGUGGCAUCUUUUGCAGUAACCAUUGGUGAUGAGUCCCCAAAGGAUGACUCAGAGAGUACGAAGUAAUCUUGUCAGAUCUGAAACAAAAUUAGAUCUCAUUUGUGGGAUUAAACAGUGUUCAUAUUGGGGAAAGCAGAGCCAUGGGCACUGUCGUACCCACAAAUUAAUUAAUUAAAAUUUGUAUUGGGAGAGCCCUUCCUGCUAUCUUCCUCUAUGUGUGGACUUCCAUCAUCGUGUCGUUGACUUGUAGAGAGCAUUGCCAUCAUUAAUGUUACAGUUACUUUUUAUCAGUUUGUACUAACUAAUAUAUUAUCUAUCAAUGUAAAAUUCGUUUGAUCCAGUA